CAGAAGACGAACGACCAUUGUGUGAUUUGCAGCUCCGCUCCACAACAGAGACGAAGAUCGCCGUCGGACAGAGGGAUAGUUUAUUACACUUUUUCAUAUUUUCUGGUGAAUUGCAUUUCAACACUUAAGCGAAGUGCAAUCAUUGUUUCCCGAAGAUUAUUAUAGUGCAAGAAGUGAAGUGUUUCAAACUGUAUUUCCUGAGGAAACAACUUUUGAAAAUAGUGCAUCUUUUGCGUGAUGAAUCGAGGCAUGGGAACGCCACAGAAAGAUGAUGGAGUCAAGGCAGAACAAGGACGGGCUACAAAGUCUGGACGAAAAGUCAAGCGUCCUGCUCACUUUGAUGAUUCGCCGGAUUCGAAAAAAGUAACAUCCGCAGACGAAGGAAAAUCUCCUAAGGUUGUAAGUGCUUCAGAGACUUCAAAGAAAUCCGCCCGUAAAACGAUUCUCAAGAGUGUAGAUGAUACUCCUAGUAAAAAUGGUGGACUUAAAUCGGAAUCUACACGAAAGACUAUUCAUAGAAGCGUAGAUGAUACUCCCGACAGGAAAAAUGAAAAUAAGCCGGUUCCUGUCUCCCAGAGAAACCAGUUAAGAGAAGAACCGGAAUCGGUAAAAAAAUCUUCGCGCAAAACUUUUAUUUCCGAUGAUAGAGAUGAAUCACCGGAACCCGAAGCAUCGAAAAAAACUGCCCGAAGAACACUUCUUAAAUCGGCAGUUAAAAAUUCAUCGGUUGAACAGGUCGGAGUUACCCUAAAGAAAAAAUCUGAGAUUCAGUCGCCGGUUACGAAAAAAAUCGGCAAGUCUGAGCCCGAAGAAGCUAUUUCAGAUGUUGGUGUUUCUCGGACUGGACGUAAAAUAAAGGUACCGGCACACUUGAAGGAGUUUGAAGAUAUUUUGGUCGCAAGUCCAAAAAAAGAAGUACAGGAAAAAAAUUCCUCUCGCAAGUCAGUUGCCCAAUCUUCAGAAAGAAAUGAUCCGGAAGUUGAUGAUGAGGACUCUAAAAAUGAUCUUGAGAAGGGAAAAAUUGUGGCGUCACGGAAAUCCGUAGCUCCAAAAAAGAUUGAUUUGAACGCAGAACAGAAACAUAUCCCUAAAACACCUGGUCGAGGAAGAUCGCUGGCUUUGCCUCGUAAAGAGUUGACAAUGGAAGCAGACGAUGAGAUUAUUCCUUCAAGAUCUGUUUCGCGUAAAUCAAUGUUUCCAUCGGUUAGAAAGAACGAUUCAGAAACCGAAGAGAAAAUUACUCCUAAAACUCCCGGUAAAGCAACAUCACGAUCAGAUUCGCAAAACGAAUCUGGUGUUGAAUCUGAAGGAUUUGCUACAAAAACUCCAUCGCGGCGUGCAGCAAAAUCGACAGCCCUGGCAAAAACAGAUGAAACAAUCGAUCCUUCUGAAGUUUCUCCAAGUGCCAUGAAAGAGGUAAAACUGACAUCGAAAACUCCAUCCAAGAAGUUAGUGCAUUCGUCUGUUUUGGGUAAUGCUUCACCAAACCCAGCCAAAGCGGAAACAAAUAAAAGAGGAAAAUCAUUGGCGCCCGAAGAAAGUAAAUCGCCAAACGUAGACAAGCCACCUACAAAAACACCUUCCAAACGAGGAAAAUCUUUGGCUUCAGUAGUUCGCAAUUCUUCGCCGGAUUUAGCCCCCAAAACACCUAAAGCUGCCAAAAUUGCAGAGGACUCAUCAGAGCCGAUUUCCCGCUCAGGUCGAAAAAUUAAACCGAAAAAGUAUUUCGGCGAAUUCGAAGAAAUGGAAGAUAUAUUUUCGAUCAUGCCCAAAGUUUCGUCACCGGUAAAGCCGAACAUAAAGCGUGCUACAGAAAAGAAGCAAUCCCCACAGAAAAAGAUAUCACCUGCUAAGCGAGCUACACUAUCGCCCCAGGAGCCCCGCAAAUCUGAUGCAUCUCCCCCGAAAAAAACGAAGUUAGACCCUGAACCAAACAAACUUCCGAAGGUUAGUAAAAUAUCACCAACCACUGAGGAGCGUCAGAUUACGGUUCGUGGCACCAACGAUCAUCAUCAUCAUCAUAUUUUAAAAGACGUGGACAUUGUCAUCGAGAAAGAUCCACUAGCUGUUAGUUCGGAAGAAACACUUGCAAUAUCACCAAAAACGGGUAAAUCAAAAGUGGACGAUACUCCAACGGAUGUCAACAAAACGGAUGUACCUGUGGAGGAGAUCAAUUCACAGCGAGAGGAACCAAAGUCAAAACGUGGUCGCAAAACGCUUCCGGCACCGGCUGUUGUUUCCGAAGAGUACAAUUCAAAGGCACCCAAAACGCCUUCCUCUCGCCGAAUGACUUCCGCGGCACCGGUACAAACGGAUGAUGCCGGUAGCAGUCGAUCCGGUAGAAAAAUAAAACCGAAAAAGUUUUUCGGUGAGGAAGAGGUCGCGAAUGCUCCGGCUCCUACAGUUCACGAAGGACGAGGAAAACGAAAGACGCAAGCAUUGGAAAUGAACGAAAAUAUUGUGGAUGGACCGAGAAAAGGCGCUCAAUCGACAGAGAAACUGGAGGCUUUUAUUUCGCUAGGGAACAUUUCGUCUACGACGGAGUUAGCCGAGAUCCCGUCAGAAGUACAGAAACCUCAGGAUGAACAAUUGAUUGCACUGACGAAUUUGUUGGCGGAAGAGGAAUACGCUGUCACGGCCGACGUAGAACCAACGUCCGUUAACGGGAACCACUUCGACACCGGUGCCAUGGCAGCCGAAUCAAGCCAAGGAACUGAUGAUUUAAAAGAUCAACGUCAGCAUGUUGACGUACAGAUCCAGGGUGUUGACGAGCAACCGGAUCCGUUGGAAUACGAUCUACAGCAGUUGGAAAAUGAUGAUACUACUCCGGUGGAAAAUUUUCAAGGGACUCGCAUCGAACAAACAUCUCCGGCACAACAUCAGACGGAGAAAGCCCCUCCAAACGAUCCUGCGCUGUUAGCUGAGAAAUCUAAUCAAACGGAUGAAAUAGUAGAAUCGUUCAGUAAUUCGGGAGAAAACGAUCCCACAGAUAUUGGGAUGAUUGAUUCCGUGUGUCCGGAUAAAUUGUUGGUCUCCUCAGAAACCCAUCAAGAAGAUAAUGUGGUUUCGGAAGAUGUACUGUCUAAAGAUGAAACACAAGUACAAGAGGAACAGCGUGUUCUUGAAACAACGUCUGAUGCAAUAUCAAGCGACGAUCAGGAAAAUCCACAAAUUGCUGAACCUGCAGUGGUUACGGUAGAGACACCCUCUGAAGCGUUAGAUGCUAACGUUGAAACUACGUCAGAAGAAGCAGCAAAUGAAGAACCUGCUAGCGAAGAACCUGCCAGCGAAGAACCUGCUAUCAACAAUUCGAAGCAAGAGGACGAACACAAUCCGGAAAUUUCAACUAACAGUAAUUUCUCGGAAUCAUUGAUUGUUGAAGAGGACACCUUGGGACAACUAAUAUCGAACGAAAGCAAGGAGACGCACUUCGAAGGCAUUGCAUUUUUAGAGGAAUCUGCUGCAAGGACUUUACCGACUGAAACAGCACCAGGCGGAGAACAAGAAAGUAGUCCACCUGAUGAGCCUCUGCCUGAAGAUGAUCGGGAAAAAGCGAUAGAGAACAUUGAACAUCAAGAUCAAAUAAAUGAACAAAACGAGACUCCAUUGUUUGAAUCGAAUCAGGAAGAUGAUCUUGACAGCACCAAACCCCCGGAGAUGGUUGAUUUCGGGUUCGAUGAGGUACAAGAGCAUUUGGAAGAUGUUCCGGAGCCUUCCAAUGGUUCAUUCGUGGAAAAUGACCGGGACGAUGAGUCAAUCAUUGUUCUGCCAGAUACUCCAUUUGUACCAAAGUCUGAUACUUCGGCACCAGCAACACCGAAAACUCCCGAAUCGAAAACCAAUAAGAAUGAUAAUUUUUCUCCGGAUAAACCAGAUGAUCAACAGCAAGCAGGUUUCCCACAGAUCAUCGAAAUUUUCGACAGUCCAACUCCUGAGUCAGCCGUCGGAAGUGUCACCAGUACACCAUUGGAUGUGCCGGCCAAGCUGACGAUUAGAGAACAGCUUAUUCAAAGCUCUCGUAAACGCUCAUUAUCAGCCAGUGAUGCCGAGAUCUGCAAGAAGAAUGUCACAUUCCACAGUCCCGCCAAUAGUACAAUUCUAGUAGACACAAUCGACGAGCGUCUGAAGAAAAGUGUGAAGAAUGACAGUUCCACCAAAUCAGGUUUCAACCCACGCAAGCGCUCCCUUUCAGAACAAAGAGAACUAGGCGAAGGAAUCAAACCUGCCAAAGUCACCAAACUACCAAAUUUCAAAAACAUUCACCAGCAACAUUUCAAACGGAUGGAAUCUAUCGAAGAAUUUCACAAUAGAAAAGUUCAACGGGCAAAGCUUUUAGUGAACGCCGGAUCGAAAAGCCCUGCGGCAGCGUCCAUCACAAAAUUUGAUCCCCAUAAAUCUGGCUCUGGAACGUCAAGUACAUCGCUGCAUAAGUCGCCGUACAAAACCGGCAAUGGAACUGCAUCCCACACGCAAUUUUCAUCAUCCGGAUCUAAGUCCCACAUCGCUAAACCUACAGCUAGUGGUGGAAAACCCCUCUCCGAUGCCGAUCGAUUGGAAAGACGACAGAAACAAUUUCAAGCGGCCUUCAAACCGAAAGUUGUGUAUUCAAGUGGUGGAUCCGAUACCCCAGGAAAAGAUACCUCCGAUGGAACACGUCGGGUGGUCGAGCAGAGCCGACACAAACAAAGUCAGAUUCUGAAGGGUGUACGGACAAACAAACGGUUCGAGCUGAUGAUGAAAUUCCGAGAUGGCCAAGAAUAAAUGUUUCAGGAAGCCGAGAGGAAAUAGCGUGCAAUCACAGCCGAACGUUCGAUUUAUUUGCAGCUCACGUUGAUUGUUUGGAUCAUUUUUACAAUAUUUUUUUUUACCACGUUUUGUUUAGUAAGGUUUGAUCCUUAAAUAGUGGUUCUUUUCGCGAUUAUUAGUGUUACAAUUUUAGUGUUAACGUUUAAUUUGCUUUACUAAUCAAUAUAUAACUUUUACUAAACUUCUGCAAACAUGAAUGAAUCAUGGCAUGUCGAUUUCUCUUCAUAGUAUCGGUAUAAUGAGAAUAAAAUUCAAAUCAUUGAAACAAGACAUACACAUGUAGUAACUGUAGAGAAGCAUUAGAGUAAGUUUAUUUUUCGUCAAAUGAAAUGUUUAAAGUGGACAGAGAAAGGAAAAGUAAACAUCAAUUGUUGUUAGUGAGACGAACUUUUCACGAAAUUUUAUGGGUCGUGCACAAUGUGAAAAAUCAACCUACAAAGCAUUGCAGUCAAUAAAUGGAAAUUUAAAAA
Molecule: messenger RNA, 5276 nt
Organism: Malaya genurostris
Lineage: Eukaryota; Metazoa; Arthropoda; Insecta; Diptera; Culicidae
Gene: Mink
Product: serine/arginine repetitive matrix protein 2
Exons: 5
Coding region: 238-4761 (1507 amino acids)
Source: RefSeq, a predicted model, not a curated record